AUGGAAGGGCCGAUCCGAGACCGCGUGGCCGAAGACACCCUCGCAUUCAGCGAAGAUGAUCUCGAGACCUUGGCAGAGCCACACAAUGACGCACUGGUAAUCUCGUUUCUUUUAAACAACAUUCAGGUUGAACGUGUGCUAGUGGAUCCAGGAAGCUCGGCCAACGUAAUCAGGUCAGGGGUAGUAGAACAUCUUGGCUUGCUCAAUCGGAUCAUACCCGCCUCCCGGGUCCUCCACGACUUCAACAUGACCGGCGAAGUAACAAAAGGAGAAAUCACCCUUCCAGUCGGCACGUUCGGCAUGGUUCAGAACACCAAGUUUCAAGUCAUCAAUGGCGACAUAAGGUAUAACGCGUUGCUUGGCAGGUCGUGGAUACAUAGCCUGAGGCCAGUACCGUCAACUCUGCACCAGAUGAUCAAAUUUCCGACAAAAGGAUGGCUUAACCACCGUAUACGGAGAACAGCGUGCGGCGAAAGAAAUGUUCGUUGUUUACCCAGAGGAGCCGACCCCCGUACUCUUGACCUCAGAUGUGUCUAG
Molecule: messenger RNA, 537 nt
Organism: Nicotiana tabacum (common tobacco)
Lineage: Eukaryota; Viridiplantae; Streptophyta; Magnoliopsida; Solanales; Solanaceae
Source: RefSeq, a predicted model, not a curated record